Bombina bombina (fire-bellied toad) is the source of this 2658-nucleotide messenger RNA. It is a transcript of the gene DZIP1L, whose product is annotated as DAZ interacting zinc finger protein 1 like. The record is from RefSeq and is a predicted model, not a curated record. Gene Ontology annotation, cellular component: ciliary basal body; cytoplasm. The transcript has 16 exons. Bases 99 to 2441 code for a protein of 780 amino acids. Gene Ontology annotation, biological process: cilium assembly. Lineage: Eukaryota; Metazoa; Chordata; Amphibia; Anura; Bombinatoridae.
UUGUGUUGUGUGUGAGCUGCUGUCCCCAGCUAGUGAUCGUGUCCCCUCUCAGGGAGGCAGCUCCUGCACAGCCUUUCAUUGACAAUAUAUACUAUCCUAUGGUAUCUGCUCGAUAUAGACAGCAUUCACUAAAAAUGCCAGGAUACAUCCCCACCUCUGCUCAGCAUCCAGCAAAUCCUUAUAUUAUAUCACCAAAAGGCACUAUGCAAACCUUUCGAUUUCAGCCACGUAGAGAUGGAAUAGAUUGGAGGCGUUUCAGUGCAAUUGAUGUAGAAAGGGUGGCCCGUGAAAUGGACGUAUCCACACUCCAGGAGAACAUCAGUUCAAUAACAUUCUGUAAUUUGGAUGGAGAAAAGUGCCCAUACUGUCAGCAGCCAGUGGAUCCAGUGUUGCUGAAGGUCCUCAAAAUGGCUCAGUUCACUAUUGAGUACCUUCUGUGUUCCCAAGAGUACCUGAGCAGCGCCGUGGCACAACUGGAAGAGAGAGUGGUGGAGGCAGAUACUGAACAUCAGAAGACUAAGGAUGAGAUGAUGAAACAAGCUGAGGAGCUGAAAAUGGUUAAAGAGGAGAACAAGAGAAGGAAGAAACUGAUAGCUACACAGCAAAUGCUGCUGCAAGCCGGAGCUAACAAUUAUCACAAGUGUCAGCUGUGUGACAAGGCCUUCACGAACUAUUCAUAUCUACAAGGACACGUUCAGCGCAGACACCCUGAGAUCACGGAGGCUGAGAGAGAGAAGAAAAAACAGGUGGCGCACAUGGAAGAUGGUAUUGAGGAAUUAAAGAUAAAGCUGCAGAAGACACAAGCUCAGCUCGAGGAAGAGAGGGAAAUGGAACAAAAGCAUAGGAAACAGGAGAUGGAGGAAGUCAAUCGUCGAGAGGAACAUAUGAAGAGGGACUUUGAGAGAUGGAAAGAGGAGGAGAGAUUUAAGUUCCAAGAAGAGAUGGUCAAAAUGAGGCAGCUGUUUCUCGCUCAGAUUCAGGACAUUACCAUUAAGAAUUCCACCUUUGAAAGUAGGUUUCAGGAUCUUGAGACUUAUAAGUCCAAGUCUUCUAGUCUUGGAAACCUGGAAGAUGAAGACGAUAGACGUGCACGCCAAAAGAUGCAGGAAGAACUGCGGCGUCUGAGAGAUGAGAUAGAGCAACAACAAGCAGAAUGGAAAAAGAAGUUGAAAGAGACAAAAAGGGAUUACAAUAUAGAAAAGGAUGAGCUUUUGAAUGAGAAUGAGCGACUAAGGGCUUCCUUGUCCAAUGAUCAGAAGACUAGAGAUCAGCAGUUUGAUCGCCAAAUUCAAACAUUAAGAUCACAAAUAAAGGAUCAGAGCCAACUCAUUAAGACACAUGAGCAAACUAUAAGGAAUUUAUCUUCAUUUAAAGAAGUACCAAAAGUGGUUUCAACAGUUGGAUCAGCAAGACCAGAUGACUCAUCCGAAGAAGAACCUGAUACAACUCUGGAUCAAAGUCUAAAGCACAUCCAUGAUCUACGAAUGAACAGCGAAUUUAUUCGCCAGUUUCGCCCUAUCCUGGAAGAGGCCUUGAUAGAAAAACUUGAAAGUAUGGGGGUAAAAAAGGGUGCGAAAGGAGUUCCUUCAGCUACACACAAGGGCUUAACAGCCCUCCUAGCAAAUCAACUGGAUCAAAAGUUAAGAAAAUUUCCUGAUAUCCAAACUUUAAGGCUCAAGCUGAGCAAAGAGGUUACAAAAAAAGUGAAGCAGUGGAGAAAGGAGGAGGACAACUUUCAACUGAGCACUUCCCUGCAUUCUGCUCAAAGUCUAAGUAGCCCACGGGGUGUUUUGACUUCUGAACAGAAGAUGCCCAAGGCCAGAAAUGUGCAGGUGGUUGAGUCCCGGGCAGAUAUCUCUAAAGUACCUGUUCCUUCUCCACGGACAAAAGUAAUAGAAAACCAGAACACGUCCAGAAUUACUAAUGUUGCUCCUCCACCACCGCCAAGUCGGACUCCUCCUUUCACUUCUGAAGAGGAUACAUCAUUAUACAGUCCAACACGUCAGGCUUCCCCAAGGCAGAAGUCCAUAUUACAAGCUCAGGCAGAAGAAGACAGUGAUGACUGGUCAGAUUUUGAUACAUCACUUGAUAAACCCAAAUCUGUGACCUUUUCUACAGGAAUAGGUACUCAAGGAACAAUGGUCCAGUCUCUAACAAAAAGCUUAGAAAGGCAGCUGUCUGAGCAAAGGCGGAAACCAGUAGGAGGAAUUGAUAUUGUGAAUGCCCAAUCAAGAAAGUCGCCAAACAAAUCAAAAACAAUAGAAAAGUUGCAGCUUUCAGAUGAAAGUGACUCUGAAUUUUCAUCUCUGGAAGAGAUCACUGAGAAUCUGGGCGUCAAUGAAAAAAAGCCUCAAACAGCAGUGCGUCAUAGUACCGAUUCAGCUGGGUCCCAGGGCACAAGUCUCUGGAGCUCAGGCAGUAUUAAAGCUGGAGUAUGGUAAUUUAUUAGGGCCUUAAUAACCGGCAAUAAAUCCAUCCUCCAUCCAGGACGUUCUUCUCUCUGUGAUUCUCUUAACUUACUUUAUUGAUGGAUUCUAAAUAUGCCAUUAUCUAUAUAAAUAUAUAUGUACAUAUGAAAUAAUUCUUAUUUUACAGUUUUUUAUUUAUAUUGUUGAUUAAGAGGAGGCUUACAUGAAUAAAACAAUAAGAAAAUAAUAA